Pecten maximus is the source of this 11297-nucleotide messenger RNA. RefSeq names its product poly [ADP-ribose] polymerase tankyrase-like. The record is from RefSeq and is a predicted model, not a curated record. Gene Ontology annotation, molecular function: protein binding; NAD+ poly-ADP-ribosyltransferase activity. NCBI's taxonomy places the organism in Eukaryota, Metazoa, Mollusca, Bivalvia, Pectinida, Pectinidae. The coding region runs from base 152 to 7645 and encodes 2497 amino acids. The transcript has 51 exons.
GGGAGGUUAACGGAUCAGCUGCGAAGAUGGCGACCAUGUGUGUCAGAAGCCGGUACUUCUUCGUAGGCUGAAAAUUGACUGUUUAUUUGACAUUUUUAACCAUUGAGCAUAUCAUAUCCCGUGUUAACUGUCUACAUUCUAUAAGCAAAAGAUGGAUAAGGAAGAAGGAAAUGCCAAAGAAGGGACUGAUGCCCCAAACCCAGGCACAUCUGGGAACAUGUCUGCUUCAAAGAAAAAGAAAGUUUAUAAUAUGGAGCCACGCACACCUCUGAAGAGGCAAAGAGUGCCUGUAAACAGAUUUCAGUCUCCAGCCACUGAGGAGGUACCCGCAUCUGCCUCCAAAACACCCAAAGGAAGUAAAGAGGAAGCUGUUAUAUUGCAGUACAAGAAAGGAGUGUUCCUGGCUGUUCGGGGUGAUGAAGGAAGCUUCUAUAUGUGUCGUACACAACAAAAUGUGUACAAAACUACAAAGCAUUUUAAGAUUCAGUGGUUGGAUUUGCAUGAACCCCCAAACAUAUACAAGUUUGACUUUUUGGAUGCAACAGAAAUUGAGUGUGUUUUGACAAAUGUCAAAAUGGAAAGAAUUGCAAGGGAGACCUACCGACUUCCACAUUCAGAGCAGACUCGUAUUGAAAACAUUCUUCUUAGAGCCCUGAAGAAAGAAAAGGGAGAACUCGUCGAAGAAGAGGAUAUGCCGGUUGAGGAAUCUGGUGGAGAAGAGGACUUUGCAGAAGAUGACAGUGAGGAAGAAGACUGGGAAGAUGAUGAACCAUCCUCUAAGAAAGCAAAAUACUCCAAGAGUGAAAAGACAAAGGCAGCACCCAAGUCCAGGAAGAGCAUUACAGUUGCUCUUAAAGGAUCUAGUGCAAAGAAAACAAACACUAAAUCAAAGGGAAAGAAAACUGAAAAAGAAAAAGGAAAACGACAAAAGAAAGAGAAGAAGCCAGAGAAGGAAAAGAAGAGGGGGCCAGACAAAAAGCUCAAGCCAAAUCCUAAAGUCAGAAUUGUGGAGAAAGAUCCACUUUUCCAUACAAAAGAUCAUGUUCCAUUCAUCUCCAAGAUAGCCCAUGGCAAGCUGGUGUUCCGUGCAAUCUUCUUGAAUGACAUAGCCCUCCUCAAACAGCUGUUAGAGGAUGACCAGCACAUAUACUCAGUAGGUGCUUCAAAGUCUUUGACAGACAGUUGGACAGCUCUUCACUAUGCCCUGAAAUAUAAUAAUAUUGAAGCUGUCAAAUUAUUGGCCAAUGAUAUUCUAGUACAACCAGACUCGGAAAAUGUCCGCAGAAAGCUACCAAAGCCUCAACAACUGAUAUCUACCAUCAGUACUGGAUCAUACAACCCUAUGUAUCUGGGUAUACGAGCUGUACGGAAACUAACAGUUAGUCGAGGAAGCAAGGAAGGAAAUCAGGCCUUCACCAAGGAAAAAGAUGAAGACAAUUUUUUCAAUGACAUAAUCAGUGAAGCAUUUCAGAUGGGAGUGAACAAAGACACUUUGGAGUCAUUGAUAUUAAGCUGUGGUGACUACAAAGAGGGAUUUAAUGAAGACAAGAUGAACAACAUCGUUUUUGCUGUACUUCGAGGUCACAGAGAUCUGGCAGGGAAGCUCAUGGAAGAUGCUUUGAAUCGUGGAGGGUUUGGUUUUAACUUCUUACAUAAAGAUGUACUGGUUUUCAACAAUGAAGAUUUGAAACCAUUCCAGAGUGCAUCUGUCAGGAAAAAACCGUUUAACAAUGGUGCUAUGACACCACUGCAUUGCGCCUGUAUCAACCCCAACACCAAGUACUUAGAAAAGCUGUUGUCAGUGGAGCCAGAUAUAAACCUGGAGGACAAAAGUGGAAGGAGGCCUAUACACUAUGCCGCUGGCUGUGAAUCCACUGCACCUCUGGAACUUCUCAUUAAAAAAGGAGCUAACCCAAACGAGGUGACAAAGAGAAGAUUCACCCCUCUACACUAUGCCUGCUAUGCAGAGCGACCAAAGAACAUAGACCUGUUGUUGAAAACUGCAGCAGCCAAGAAUGCUGCUGAGGGUGAUGGCGGUGAUCCUAUGAUUGCCAAGUGGGGCAUUGGAGGCAUCAACCGCCCCAACUGGGAGACAGUCUGUCCUAUUCAUAUUGCUGUACAAAGUGGUAAUGCGGAAGUUGUCCGAUCACUUCUGAAACAUGGUGUUGAUGUCAACAAACCGUUGUCAGCUGGCAAAGAAAAACUGUCUCCACUGAUGAUUUCAGCAGGAAAGGGGAAUUUGGAUAUUGCCAGACUGCUUAUACAAGCAGGCGCUGUUGUGGAACAACUUGAUAAAUUCAAGAGAACAGCAUUGACCCAUGCAGUAAUGAAUGGCAGUGUGACUGUAACGUCAUACCUGCUGUAUCUGGGUGCGGACCCCAACCGUGUGGACAGUUCUAACAACUCCCUAGUUCACUACGCCGCUGCCUAUGGCUGGUACUUUGUCCUCAAGAUGCUUGUCAAUGAGGGGGGUGCUGACCCAAAGAAGGCAAAUGACUGGAAGUUGACACCAGUCGGAAUAGCUUUCAUGAAAGCACAUAUGGGCUUGGUUGACUUUCUGCUGAAAAUGCCAGGAGUUGACAUCAACUUUAAAAACGAUUCCGGGAGGACAUUAAUCAGCAUUGCCUGCAGUAGUAGUCUAAACAGUGGCCUGUAUGAUCAGAUUGUGUAUCUGAUGGACAAAGGAUCUGACCCCAGUAUCACCGACAUUGAUGGCAUGAACGCACUACAUCAUUUAGCUGGCAACACUGUGAAGCCAACACAUACCAGUGGCCCAGAUUACCAGAAGAAGUAUGAUGAAAACAUGGAUCUGACAGUGAAGAUUGCUGAACUACUAAUGAAGGCUGGAUGUAAUCCUGCUGUGAAAACAACAAAGAAGCAAACGGCUGUCACACUGGCUAUAGAAAAGGUCAACACAAAGUUGGUGCGUCUUUUGGUAGAUAAAGGUGGUGUCAUUUCUGCUGAGAAAGAUGAGAAUGGCUCAAACGCUCUGCAUCAUCUUGCUCAACAAUGCAUGGGCAAUGAUCUGGCACCGCUGUUGAAAAUCCUGGCACAAGAGAACACAUUAAAUAACAUUAAAGAGAAUGGACUUGAUGAAAAAAUGGAGGUAGACUCUAAUGAAAAUGGAAAUGCUGUGAAAAUGGACAAGGAACCAGAGAUUCCCAAGCUCAAAAAAGUGAUGUCAUUCAGAUCUGGUUUGGAGGGUAUUAAACAGAUGGUGACAGAGGUGGACCAUUCUGGCUACACGCCAUUCCUUCUUGCCUGUUGUACAUACUCUAACUUCACGAAACCAAAUAACAUGAAAGAUUCUGAAGUGCCAAAAGUUUAUCAGAAUGGAUGUAAUUUUAUCAGAACUUUAGUAGAACUGACUGGUUUGGAUGUAUCAGUGACUGUACAGAAGAAAUAUCAGGUCAACAACAUAAAGAAAAAGUCAACAGACGAGAAAACCGAGUACAAUCAAUUUGGAAAGCAGUCAGCUGUUCAUUUCAUGAUCAAUGGGGGAAAGAAUUUUUCGGAAGGUACUGAGUUUGCUGGUCUGCGGAUGAUACUGGAGAAGAAACCUGACCUGGAACUGAAAAACUUGGAUGGGAAAACUGCACUGAGUGUUGCAGUAGAGAAACAAAAGAAACGGGCAGUUGAGAUACUGCUUGCGGCUGGAGCAGACCCUAACACAUCCUUCCCUCUGGACAAGGAGACCACAGUUACAGUCUUGAUCACAGCAGCCAAAUUGGGAAAUCCUGACUUAGUAAAACAGUUGGUCAAGGCAAAGGCACAGGUGGAUUGCCGUAACAGUAAAAAUAAGCAGACUCCUCUUCACUUAAUUGUGGCUAACAGAAAUAACGAGACGAAUACUGUGGACAUAGCUAAGGUCCUGUUGGAAGGUGGUGCUGAAGUAAACUCUGUAGAUGUCAACAAAUGUACACCUUUACACUUGGCUGUUAGUUGCAAUUGUGGCACAUCCAAUGCCAGCACAGAUCUGGAGGAGCUGUUGAUAUCUCGAGGAGCUAAUUUGUUUGCCAAAGAUAUUGAGAACAGAUUGCCAAUCCACUAUACAUUCGUCCAACAAGGGAGGCCCGGUACCAGCUCUCAACUAGAUCCUGUAGAGUUGUGCAGUGUGCUGACCAAGGCGAUGAAGGAUCAGCAGAUUGAUGAGACAGACAAGUACUCUCGGACACCUCUACACUUAGCAGCAAACAGAGGGGCAACUAUUUGUUGUGUUCAUCUCCUCCAGAGGAAAGCUGAAGUGAACCGUAGGGAUAAAGAGGGAAACACACCCCUAUCUCUAGCAGUCAGCAAAGGCCAUGACAGCUGUGCUAUCAUGUUAAUACAGAAGGGUGCCAACGUAGCUGACAAGGUCAUUAUUGUACCACCGGAGAAAAAAGAGGAGGAUAAAGACAAAAAACCAUCCUGGAAAUGGAAACCUGAAAAGAUAAUAGAGAAAGAUGAGACAGAAACCUACACUAUAUUCCAGGAGGCAAUCAAGAAGGAGCUACAGGGAGUAGCACAUAUGGUUCUGGACAACACUACACUAGACAGCAAGGUCAUAGAGGCUGCUCUGCGUGUGAACAGAUAUCAUGUAGCCUUGAGGCUACUGAAGAGGAUAACCACUUUUAGCAGUCUCCAGAUCACCAAUGCCAGUCGCCAAAACCUGCUACAUGUUCUGGCAUUACAUACAGAGCCUAGAUCACAAGUAGAUCUUCAGCUGAAGGUUACCAAAAUGUUAAUUGAGAAGGGUGUUUCUGUCUCUGCGACAGAUGAUUACGGCUGCACGGCUCUCCAUUAUGCUUGUUUGAAACACCAAGCCUUCUGCCUUGGGGAGUUUCUCAUGGAGCAAGACAAGACAUUAGAUCUCAGCAAGAAAGACAAGUUUGGGCGAUCAGUCUUGGCAGCUUUCUUCUGGAAUCAGCAUGAUAUUGCUGUCUCUACUGAAGAGAGCACAAAAUGGUUAAAGAUGUUUUUGUCAAAAGGUGGAAACUUCAACUUGCUGUAUGACUAUCCACUGUCAGAUGUGCCUACAUUUGAUGUAGUCCAGAAUGUAGUUCCAGACUACUUCACUUCUGCCAGCGAGAGAAGAAUUUCACCAGUUGUCUUUUCUAUUCACUUUGCUGACUUUGGAAUGGUGAAGUUCCUUCUUGAUCAUGGUGCAUCCCCCAACUUUCCUGACAGUGACGGUGUCACUCCCCUUAUGCAUGCUGUAAGAUCGAAUGAUCUCUCCAUGGUCAAAUUAUUACUCAACUACUCAUUUGAAUCUGAUGACACCACCACCAAAAAGCCUGCACUGAUGAGAAAAGCUUCCAGGCAGGUGUUUACAAUCAAACCCAUAAACUUUUUAACCAGUGUGGCUGAGGAGGAUGAUGAAGCGGAAGAGGAAGAGGAGGAGGAGGAUGGAGGAGAUGAGGGUGAGGAGGAGGCAGAAGAAGAAGAACAGGAUGGAGGUGAUGAAGGGGAUCAGGAAGAGGAGGAUGACUUUAAUAACGAAGAGGAUGAUGAUGAUGAUCAUGACACAGAUAUAGUUGAUUGGGAUGAGGAUGGAGAAGAUGAGGCCCCAGAACAGUUCCCUUCACUCACACGCAUGGGAUCUAAAAAAGUUUCUUUAAUCAGACAAGGCAGCAGUGUUAACAAAGAGGAAUUCCCCACCAUAGAAAAGACUAGUCCUGUAGACCUGAAUGCAACAGAUCAUCAGGGAUGGACAGUGAUCCAUCAUCUUGUGUGCCCAUUGGACUAUGGUACCUAUGAUGCGGAGGAGAUUCUGUAUGUGUUAUGGAAGGCAGGUGCUGAUGUGUUAAAGAAGGACAAUGCAGGGUUAUCCCCUCUACAACAUUCAUUAAUACAUAGUGCUUCGAAACUUUCUAAACGGCUGCAGAUGAUAGCCGGUGUGGAGGAAAGUAAAAUGGAGAAGCCUACGUUAGUAACACAAGAUGUCAGGGAUAGUCUUCUAUCAGGGGGAACUGCAGUUAAUUAUCAGACAGAUGCUGAAGAAAUGCUCAAAACUCUGGACAGCCAGGCUGCCCAGUCCAUGGACGUGUCCAAAGUAAAAGGAGAUGACAGUGAUGAUGACAGUGAUGAUGACUAUGAUGAUGAAGAGGAUUCUAUUGCAAAACCAGAUCCCAAUUGUCAGAUGAAAGAUAUUGGGGAGUUAGCGAUGGAUGACUCCCUAGGGAUCCUGUAUGAUGUUCUAUUGUCCAAGGUAGAUGUGUCCUGUGGUUCCUGGGGCAUGUUCAACUUUUACAAGAUGCAGAUCGUUUGGCAGAAGGGGGUGGAUGUCUACGUGCUGUUCACCAGGUGGGGUAGAAUAGGAGAUAGGGGUCAGUUUCAGCACACACCAUUCCAGAAGAAAGCUGAAGCUGUUGCAGAGUUUGCGAAAAUCUUUAGGUCCAAAACCGGGAACUCUUGGUCAAAUAUUGAUUCCUUUGAAAAUCAGCCAAAAAAGUACAGACUUGUUCAGAGGGACGACAAGAGACAGAAAGAAUGCAAGAUUGAUUUCAGUCUCAAGUCUGACAUUCCCUCCAAGCUAUCUGAACCUGUCCAACAAUUAUUCAAGGAAAUGACAAGUGUUAGCAUGAUGUUGGCAGCUGUAAACAAGACUGGAGUUUACUCUGAUGUGAUGCCAUUUGGUAAAAUUAAAAGAGAAGCUCUCGUAGAAGGCAGGAAAUUAUUGACCCAACUUGGGGAUUUGAUCAAAGCAGUGGAAGAUCAGCAGAAAUCAGGAAUGAUGACAGUAGAAGACACACAAUCAUACCAAAGCAACUGUGAAAAGAUCUCAAAACUGACUAACGAAUAUUACCAUCUCAUACCACAUCAAGGCUUCACGUUUGAGAAAAUUGCACCAAUAAACAGCUAUAAAUCCCUUAAAGACCACAUGAAGGUGCUUUCUGAUCUCCUUGACCUGGAAUGUGCCAGUAAAAUGCUGUUGGCAGCUCAGUCAAAAUUGUCUCAAAUGAAUCCUCUGGAUUACGUACAUCAGGCUGUUGGUUGUAAAAUUGAGGCCCUCACAGAGGACAGUCCAGAAGCCCAGUACAUCCUCAAAUACAUGUAUGGGACAUGUACAAGUGAAGUACAGGCCGUGUACAAGCUGAGCAGAUCUGGUGAGGAAGAGCGAUUGGCUGGUACAAACUUGGACAACCACAAAUUGUUGUUCCAUGGCAGCUCAACAGCGAACUUCCUCAGCAUUCUACACAGAGGACUACAGGUGUCUCCGCCAGAGGUCCCAUUCACAGGAAACCUGUUUGGGGAGGGAGUAUAUUUUGCUGAUUCCUUCUGCAAGAGCAAGGACUACUGUUACAACACAAACCCUGAAUCCGACACUAAACUUUGUUUAGUUUGUGAGGUUGCCCUGGGCAAAGUACAAGAGAAAACUGCAACCUUCCAAGAUCUAAAAGAUACCGACUUUAACAGCAAGCAUAUCAUUGGAAAGAAAGGUCCCGACCCUGUCUUUGAUGUAGCACUGCCAUAUGGACCUAAAAUUCCACUAGGAAUGCAGAAGAAUAUUCCGACAGAUCAAGAAAGAAGAUGGUCGUAUUGUGAAUACAGUGAAUAUGUCAUCCAAGACCCUUCUCAAAUCUGUCUGCGUUAUCUGGUACAGUUCACGAAGGCAAUGCCUAAGAAAAAUAACUUUUCACCUUUACCUCUCAUGAACUUCACAUAGAGGAGAGGAAAGAACUGUAUAUCACCAUCAAAGACAAAGGCAACCCAGUUGUUUGAGGUGCUGCUACGCUCGUUCAGUACUCCUCUUCAUUCAGAAAUGUGUACUUAACCUGAUGGAUUGCUGUUGGAAUAUUUAGUGCUAAAUCAUGUUUUAACUCCUUACAGACUGAAGGAUUAAGAAGAACAAUUUUAUUAGAUGUAGGGCUAUUCCAGAAAUACAUAAAUUGGGGUGGUGGUGCAGGGGGGUACUUUUUGUGACCAUUACUAACCACAAUCAGGUUCUCCUGGUGUUACUGUACAAAUGGUAACACAGAUUUAGUACCCUUCACCACAUAUUACCAAUCAUAAUAAGUGCCUCACUGCCCAUCAUGUACUCAUAUCUGGAAUUGUUCUUACCAAACGUCAGUGAGGGUCUAAUUCGAGAAAUACAAUACAAUAAAAUAUGUUUAUUACCAGAAUCUGUUUUAUAACAAAGUCUGUAUACAGUAAAUUAUCUGUGGGUUUGGAAGAUUGUCCAUUAUUUUGGUAUUGAUAUAAACAUGUUUUAAUGUAUGCAGAUAAUUGUGUAUGAAUUCUCAGAUGUGCAGCUUCAAAAUAAUAUUGGUAUUACUGGAGAAUGAUUUGAAUAAUGUAUGUAGGUUGUAUAGUGUUUGUGUAAGGGUCCAAAGCCAUGGUAUACUUGUAUCUGUUGGCAGAUGUUCAGUGCAUGUAUAGAUGGAUGAUGCAAACAAGAAUCAAAUUCAUUGUAACAUAUAUAUACAUAUAAGAAAUAUUUAUUGUUGACUAAAUCUAAAAGGAAGAAUUGCAUUUCAUCCUAGAUAUUUUCAAAAAUAAUGCUUGUACCAAACAUACAGAAUAGAACUACAUUGGAAUUCAAUAUCUAAAGAAAAAUCCUUAGAAUGAUUUUAUUUUCAGUUUACAACCUAAUUAGCUAAGAAGACUUUGAACAACUGUUAAAUUGGCCCUUUGUUACUUCAGUAAACUAAAAUUUCUAGCUUGAUAUACACAUGUCUUGUGGGUAUUGUUAUAUCAUUUAAAUUUUCCUUGUUAUUCUAUCACAUUUAUGUUGUUCAAACUGCAUGAACUAGUAUAUUUCUCUUUGAAUAUAUAGCUUUUUGGAAUUAAAUAUAGAAGUUAUCUAAAAUCUGUGAGUGUAAUUUUAUUUCUUUGAUAUACUUAUAAUGUUAUAAGUUAAAAGCAUAACUAUUCUCACAGAUGAGUUUGCAUGUUGUGAUUGUUGUAUCGUCAGGUUAAUGUGUGUUGACUUGAAUAUUUUUAAUGCAAUAGAUAUCUUCUACUCUAUACAAUGGGUUUGCUGGCUAGACCAUUUUCUUGUUAAACAAUUAUAUUUUUUAAAACUUUAUAUGAUUAUUUCUAAGGUUGCAAUUAAUUGAUGUAAGUUUAUUUUAAAGUCUCUGCAAUUUCAAUAAUUAUAUGCAUACAGAAUGUGUAAAAUCUUUGGAGAAGGGUAUUUUUUUUGUGAAAAAUGAAUUGCUUUGGUUUUGAACAUUUUUGUAUUUUACAAAACCACUACUUAACAGCAUUGAAACAAUAAAUAGUAACUCCGAAACUACUUUUAAGAUGAAAUUUUGUAUCAUGAUACAUGUUUCGAGUACCAGAUAUUCCAUGAUGGUACACAGAUUAUGUUCAAACUGAUUUCAUCCUCACCACCAAUAUUAAUUAAUAAUAUCAAAAGUUUGAUUUAUUGAUAGUUAUUACUUCUUAAUACGUGUUUGGAUUAAAUUGUAAGCAUAUUUUGGAUUCCAUAAGUGCUGUGUAAACUUGUUCAGGUUUAAGCUCCAUGAGUGCUGUGAGAAUUGGUAGAUCUAGAAAUAAAUGGAGAUUGUUUUAAAAACAGAUUGGUUUAGAUGUAGAUUUAAGCUCACAUUUCUCAUGUAAGCUAUUGCUUACAUUCUUUAUCUGUUAACAUUUAACACUUAAUUCAUACUUGAGAAUUCUACUUUACUAAUUAAUGGAAAACUUAAUUGAAAUGAUCAGAACAAAGUCCAGACCCAUUCCUGUUAUUUUAAGCCGAUUUGAAAUCCAAUUUGGCUUCCAUGACAGCCAUGAAGAAAGAAGAAUUUUGAAUUUUAAAAAGCAAAAAUUCAAUUUAAUCAUUUUAAUGGAAAUAGUUACUGUAUAGCCCAGAUCAUAAAUUGCCAUUAAAAAGCUGAUUUGAAAUCCAAUAUUGCUACAAAAGCAGAUAUCAUGAAAAUAUAUUUUUUUAAAUCUAAACUGAAAUUCUGUCAAAUCCAGAACAGUUGAAACUAAUAGUGGGAAUGAUAAUGGUCCUGAUCGGUUUGAGCAGAUUUUAAAGUUUGAAUAUCUUUUGUAUUGUCUGAAAGGAUGUCAUCUAGUGAUUGUAGCAUGGGCAGUUUUGUUUUCUGCCAUGAAGGUUUCUGUUCAACGACUAUUGAAUAGAGAAUUAGGUUCUGCACAAUUUCGGGUCCCAUGGGUGGAUCAACCUUGGCUUUCCUACAAUGGUUCAGUAUUGAAAGUGUGAGGGGUUACUCAGAGGUCUGACAGUAACAUGUAUAUUUGAAAACAAAUCUGUUUAAUCACUUGAUAAACAGUACAGGGUUUUGCCAAGCAAUUUUGGCUUGACAAUUCUGCAUACAUAUAGUAAUAUAUUACAGUGUGUACUUGCACAUUUUAAUGCGUGUCCUAUCAUAGGACAAAACUUAGGAAAGUAUGUACAAUAUAUUUCAAGCAUAAUGCUGGUUCUGCAUCUGGAGUAAUAGUGCUACAAGUUCGAGAUAUGUACAUGUAAACUCUGCAUGAUCAUUACUUACCAAAUCAAACGUGACAAUUCAUCUUACAAAAAUAAUAAGCAGUUUAUUAGUAUUCAGUUUUUUCUUACAUCAUCACAAAGGAAGGCCUUGUAUAUUAUGUAUUAAUGGACUAUUGACAUUGUGAAGUUCCAGGCCUCAUUAACCCAAAUAAACACACCAUCAUACUACAUAUUACUUGCAGUUACUGUAAAGUCCUACCAAAAUCAGAUCAGUUUGAUGCGAAUGUUCACAAGCAUGUUUGAUGUGAAGAAGAGAGCAAUUUAAUUGGCUUGGAGCUUGUAGCAUUUAUAAACAAAGUUUGUACUCAGGAACAGAAGUUAAAAAUAGAUCACAUUCAUGUCUCCCCCAUGUGACCUUGACCUUGUAGAUAACAUCAAUUGUUCUGCCCAUAAGCCGAGCUGUAGAUAAUGCCCAAGAUCUUUGUUUAAAUAUUCGUAGUAGCUUUAGCUUCUGUGUUUCAGCUAUAUUUCACUGUGACUGCUUCGGUAUAUGUGAACUGGUAUGUAAACUGCAUUGUUCUGUGCUAAUCUCCAUGUUUUAAGGUAUUUGUCCAGUUUUGCCUUUCAUGUCAUUCAUAUUUCAAUACAAAGACAGGCAAAUAAAGAAAAAGAAAUUGUAAUACUAAAUGGUGAAAUAAUUAGUUCUUCUGGCAUUCAGAUUGAUGUAACUUCAUCUAUCAAAGGACAACAUGCUCUAGAUCUAGUCCAUCACAUUUCCUGACUAAUUGAUUGCCAUAUCUGCCAGGUAUUUAUUCUGGAAACACAUUACAAGUAGUAGGAUGAUCUGUAACUGAACAUUGUAAGUAAGAAUCUAUCAGAUAUGUAUUUUGUAAUAAUGGUAUAAUUAAAAUUGUCACUAAAC